This is a messenger RNA of Leptopilina heterotoma, 1388 nucleotides long. It is a transcript of the gene Gclm, whose product is annotated as glutamate--cysteine ligase regulatory subunit. Gene Ontology annotation, biological process: glutathione biosynthetic process. NCBI's taxonomy places the organism in Eukaryota, Metazoa, Arthropoda, Insecta, Hymenoptera, Figitidae. The record is from RefSeq and is a predicted model, not a curated record. Gene Ontology annotation, molecular function: glutamate-cysteine ligase catalytic subunit binding; enzyme regulator activity. Gene Ontology annotation, cellular component: glutamate-cysteine ligase complex. The transcript is spliced from 7 exons. Bases 223 to 948 code for a protein of 241 amino acids.
UUGAAUGUUUCGAUUAUUAACAUUAAUGUAUAGUUAUUAAAAGAAGAUUUUUUGCGAUAAAAAUUAAAAAUCCCGCCAAAUAUGAAAUAAAUUUUUAUCGUCUGCUAGCAAUUAUCAGUUAACAAUCACCGAUUGUGAAAAUCUAUCAUAAAAAUUUUUUAAAAACGUAUUUAAUACGUGUCUCUUGAUCAUCAAACAUUGCUUCAAGUUUUCGACAACAAAAUGUCAAAAAAUUGUCUAAUUGAGACAGGAAAUAUACUUUCCUUGAAUGAAUUAAAGAAAAAGACCGGCUUAAGUACGAGGGACGAGUUAAUCGAAACACUGAAAAUAGUUUUGCAAGACUCACCAUCCAAUGAAUCAAGUUUACCAACCACGAAUGGAAUCGGAGAAGGGGAUUCGGAAAAUGUGGACAGAAAAGAAUUGAAAAUUACAGUUAAAAUUUUUAUAUCUACAGCGAAAGCGGAAGUUUUGAAACAAGCACUGGAUGAAGUUUUCCGAAUUUUACACACUGAUACAAUAGAAUCAUUGGUAAUUGCAUAUAAAAGUACCGAUGAUUCUGGUGAUAUUUUAACUUCUUUGCAAAGUCUAUGGAGUGUUAUUGAGGAAUUGAAGAAAUCUGGAAAACUUUGCAGUGUUGGACUCAGUGAUGUCGACACUGAAGUGUUUAUACAAUUUUUCCGAGCGGCAAACGUUAAACCGAAUAUUAUUCAAAUUAACUUAGCGUCUUGCUGUGUUGUUCCACCUGCCUUACAAGAAUUUUCCAAGGAAAAUGAUAUACAAUUAUUAACUCACAAUGAUCCGUGUCAAAUAUUGCCGAAAGAAUCUGUAAUGGAAAUUUUUGGCAAUAGUGCAAAUUUGCAUUGGGUCGCUCGUUACCAAAUCCACCUCAGGUGCCGAGGAGUUCUUUCUUCAAAGGGCUAUUUGGUCUAUCUAGACAAACCUACAUAGAAUUUUUACAGUGGAUCUGUUUUGAAGUAAUUUUGUUUCUUUUUAAGUAAUUAUUUUGAUAUAAUUGUGUGCGUGUGCGUCAUAAGAACUUCAAUCUCAAAAAAGCAAAUAGCACAAAGUUUCAGCACACGCCAAAUAAGCAUUUAAAUAUUUGAGAGACACAGAAACUUAGCAGCUAAAAAUCGUACAAAAAUGAACAAUAAUUGAUUUAAAAUUAAAAUGUCUUUUGAAUUGUAUUAUAUUUAAUAUUUCUAAUCAGUUAUUUUAUCUGAAUGACAUUUUGUUUGAGUGGGCACGAAAUAAGAUGUUGCCAUAAUACUGUUUGAUGAUUAUAUGAAAAAUAUUUUACUCACGGUGUAGAUACUCUAUCGAAAAAACUAGUUUAUAGAUAAUUUAUAUAUGGAAAUGUAAUAAAUAUUUUUUUGUUAUAAAUGGAAAAA